This is a messenger RNA of Zasmidium cellare ATCC 36951, 3366 nucleotides long. RefSeq lists its product as uncharacterized. The coding region runs from base 1 to 3366 and encodes 1121 amino acids. The transcript has 2 exons. NCBI's taxonomy places the organism in Eukaryota, Fungi, Ascomycota, Dothideomycetes, Mycosphaerellales, Mycosphaerellaceae. The record is from RefSeq and is a predicted model, not a curated record. Gene Ontology annotation, cellular component: nucleus. Gene Ontology annotation, molecular function: DNA binding; ATP binding; ATP hydrolysis activity.
AUGAAGAGAAGCCCAAGAAAGCCAACAGCAAGAGGAAGAAGUCAGAAGACGCUGGGAGAAAUCGUCAACCCAAAACCAGCCCAAGUAUCUGAACCAGAGGUCAUCAAUCUGUGCACCUCUGAACCGGCUGAACCGGACGUCAACGAUGGGCGCAGGAAACGCCGCCGAACGAGUCAGACUGAAUCUGUUGAUGUGGCCGCAGAACAUCCUGUUACUCCGCCCAGGCCUGGAGCUGAUUCGGGCGGAUACUCUCCACAAGUCAUUAUAUCUGCGUCCUCGCCUCUGCCCGAAGCAUCUGAUUGUCCAGCAGAUGAGUCUUUCGUCCCCAAGACCCCUCCAAGGAAGCUGCUGAAACUCAAUGCCAAUGGAAAGUUCAGCUCACCUCCGUCUAAGACAGUGAAGCUUCAAGAAGAUCCUGAUCCCGAACCUGAUCAACCCAAAAAACGUACCAGACAGCGGAAGACUGCUCAACCUAGUUCAAAGGGUCAUCUCAUGGUGCAAAUAAGCUAUGGUAAAGAUGAUGCUAGCCGCACGGCCUUUGGUGCCAGAAUCGAUCGUAUCUUGGAUGGAGAGGAAAGGACCGCGGCAGAUGCACCGAAGUCCACGCCCAAGAAACGUACGCCACGAAAGCCGAAACCGAAAGCCAGGCAUCCAUUCUUUACAGGGAAGAAAGACCCUCCAGCACCGUCGAAAAAAGAGUCUCCUCGCAAAGCAUCUGCUGUAACACCAGGAAAACUUCGAAAGCAGGCAUAUGAAGAUCGUCUCGAUCUAUCCAAGGAAGCGCCGAUGUUCGACUCCGCGCUCUUGAAGGACAGGCUAAUGGUGAAGCAUCCCGGUGCGAAAGACGCGCCAUUUCCGCCUAGAGAUUGGGCUCAUGUUCGCGGACCCCAGGACAAUUCGGUCCAGCGGCCGAUGGCCGAACUGAGUUUCGACAAGUCGUAUCGCAAAAGAAAGCGCAAGCAAGCACGCUUGCCCUUUCCUGUGGACGAAUCCCUUCUCUCGAGCUUCACCUCUGAGCUUCGACCGAAAGGCGAGCGUCAGCUGCGAUCUGAUGGUUUCUAUGAACCCAGUCAAGACCUUGCUGUUCCCGAACGCCUUUUGAUCUCCGGCGAAGAGAUUGCCGAGGCUGUGGCAAUGCAACUUUCCGUGUAUCCUGGUAUUUCGGCAGAUGACGAGCUCUCUCUUACAUCGUCUCAGCAAGCUGUGCAUCCUGCGAUCAGAGCGCUGUUUGACCAGAUUCCGAAAAGUAUGGCCGCUUUCGACGAAUUGAGAGGAGAAUCCAUGUCAUGGGCUCACAAGUACGCUCCCGCAAACGCCGCUGAAGUGUUGCAGCCCACGCAUGAGGUGUCAGUUCUCAAGGCUUGGCUAAAGUCGCUCGCCGUUCAGGCUGUCGGAGGUGCCACUGCGGCAGUGUCGAAGCAGCCGUCAUCGAGACCUCCAGAAAAGCCAAAGAAGAAACGAAAGAAGAAACCCGACGAUCUUGAUGACUUUCUGGUCGACAGCGACGAGGAGACCAACGAGAUGAGUGAGAUUCUGGACAACGACAUUAUCAGCCCGUCAGGCAGCCAGAGAGCCGUCAAAAGCAUCGUCCAGGUAGUUCACGACAGCACCAAGCUCAACAACGCGGUACUCUUGAGUGGUCCCCACGGUUGUGGAAAAAGUGCUGCUGCUUAUGCCGUCGCCAAGGAGAUGGGCUACAAAGUCUUUGAGAUCUCUUCGAGCGAGCGCCGGAGCGGAAGAGAUGUCAUGGAAAAGGUUGGCGACAUGACCGAGAACCACCUGGUAAGACAUCAUGGUACUGAAUCCGCCGAAGUUUCAUCGUCCGAGGAGCCAAAUCGCAUCGAUGAGGCAUUCCAAAAGGACCUUCACAGUGGCAGGCAAGGCAAGAUGAGUGCGUUCUUCAAGCCACAAACCAAGCCAAAAUCCAAGCCCAAAGAGCCCAAAACUGUGGUCAAGGAGAAGACGCUCAAGGUUGUUCAGGACGCUCUAAGAAAACAACCGAAGGACCAACAGCAGUCUCUUAUCUUACUCGAAGAGGUCGACGUCCUUUUCAAAGACGACAAGGAAUUCUGGACAACUGUUUUCAAGCUCAUCACGACAUCCAAGCGGCCAUUCAUUAUGACAUGCAACGACGAAGACCUGGUACCACUUCAGGUCAUGUCAUUGCACGCAAUUUUGAGAUUCACACAACCUGCCACGGAUCUGGUCGCUGAUUAUAUGCUGCUUCUUGCCGCUGCUGAGGGCCAUCUCCUCCAACGCAAUGCCGUAACGACGCUGUACGAACGACAUGGCCAUGAUCUACGGGCCAGCAUCACCGCACUGAACUUCUGGUGUCAAAUGGGUGUCGGCGAUCCACGGGAAGGUUUGGCCUGGAUAUACCAACGAUGGCCACCAGGAUCUGAUCUAGACGAGCAAGGUAGAAGACUACGUGUGGUCAGCAGCGGCACCUACCAAGAGGGAAUGGGUGUGGCAUCGAAGUCGGCAGCCACCACAGAGGAGGUUCUGUCACAGGUCUGGGACGAGUUUGGCGUCGAGCCUCUCGACGCCCUCGGCUGGGUGCCGUGUCCGGAAGAAACUACCUCGAACGUAGACGUGUCGCUGAAGCAGAUGUCCAAAUUCGCAGAUGCGUUGAGUGCUGCCGACUCAAGCUGUUCUAUCGGUCUGCCUGCAAGCGCGCCUCUCGAUCCUGCCCAGCCAGAGCUCCCUGAGAAGUCCCGCAGCAACUACAUCGAAGGGCUCCAGUUCCUACAGACUGACGAACCAGUCGACUACAGCGGCAUGAGUGCAGAGCUUCUCGUGACCAUGACGCUUCUGGCUAAUCGAGCACUGAACGUGCCCGGUCAGCAUACUCCAUCCACGGACCAAAUCAUCGCAAAAGCAACCCACCUCAAAGCACAUCCUCGCGACGAUAAUCUCUCUCGUCGUGCCUUUGCAUGCUUCGACCCAGUCUCGGCACCAGCAGAGGUCUCGCUAUCGUAUCCAGGCAUGUUACAAUCCACCUUUGAUGGCCCUCUCGAGACCAUCGCUGUCGACCUGGCACCCUAUGUCCGUUCAAUCGUCCAGCACGACCAAGCGCUCGAAGAACAGCGCGACCGACUCAAUCUUCUCACAUCAGACGGCCGCCAAGCUAAACGGGCACGCACCACUCGUGCCGCACGGAGUGCCUUGGAAGGAGGCCAGCGCGCAACGACGCGGAGGGAGAGGUGGUUCACCAGAGAUCUGGACUUCAACGCUGUGCUCGCGACCGCUGGCAAGGGCUGGCCGAGGUAUUCGGACCCAUUGGAGUCUGUGGACGAGCAGUCAAGAGUCAGCACCGACGCUGCUGCUACUUCUACAGCGGAAGAAGAAGAGAUCAAGUACGAGUAG